GGAGCUGAAUGGGACCGGAGCAGAGAUCUGAGCAUUACCAGUCAUUUCCAGUACAGACGGAGCUGUGGGGAAACUGGAGAGUGGAAGGAUGGCGCAGCUGUGGCUCCUCGUUUUUCUCUGUUUGGGUUUGAUGGCAUUGCUGCAGGACGCAUCAGCAAUCAAGAAAGGAACGAGCGUCAAGAAACCCACCUCCACUAAAACCUCUUCAUCCUCAUCCUCAUCAUCCUCAUCAAAUAAGCCUCAACAAGGGACCAAGACCCAGGCCAGGCAGCCCAGCCCGAAGACCCCUGUGGCCCGUAACCCCGGAGGAAGCUACCCUAACCAACCGUACCCUGCAGGUGGAACCUAUCCAGGACAAGGGGGCUCUAACCCAGGACGGCAUCCCAAUCCGUACCCAGGAGGUGGGAGUUAUCCUGCAGGGGGGAGUUACCCGAGUGGAGGUCAGAAUCCAGCACGAGGGGGCAGUAGUCCAGGAGGGUAUCCCAACCAGAACCCUGCCGGUGGUGUCUACCCACCUGCUGGUGGCAACCCUAACCAGAACCCUGCCGGUGGUGUCUACCCACCUGCUGGUGGGAAACCAAACCAGUACCCUGCCGGUGGUGUCUACCCACCUGCUGGUGGCAACCCUAACCAGAACCCUGCCGGUGGUGUCUACCCACCUGCUGGUGGCAACCCUAACCAGAACCCUGCCGGUGGUGUCUACCCACCUGCUGGUGGGAAACCAAACCAGUACCCUGCCGGUGGUGUCUACCCACCUGCUGGUGGCAACCCUAACCAGAACCCUGCCGGUGGUGUCUACCCACCUGCUGGUGGCAACCCUAACCAGAACCCUGCCGGUGGUGUCUACCCACCUGCUGGUGGGAAACCAAACCAGUACCCUGCCGGUGGUGUCUACCCACCUGCUGGUGGCAACCCUAACCAGUACCCAUCUGGAGGUCAGAAUCCUGGAAGGGGGGGUGUAAAUCCUAACCAGGGAGGAUAUCCUAACCAGUAUCCAGCAGGGGGUGGCUACCCAGUCCAGAACCCAGGAAGAGUCAACCCCGGAGGAUACCCAGCAGCCGGUGGCUACCCGGUGAGGACAGGAGGUCAGCCAGGAGGAUACCCGGGGGGUUACCCAUCCAUGGGAGGAUCCUAUCCCAACUGGAAUCCCAACAAUAAGAUCCUUAGCCCUCGCUACGGUGGUGGAUUCGGUGGUGGUCCUGGGUACGGGAUCGGUGGCUCCCCCUUUUCACAUUCGGUAAAGAACAUGGGCUACGUUCCGUCUGCGAAGUCCAAGGGCUUUGCCAAAAAAGCCAUACUGGCAGCAGGAGUCGGGGCAGUGGCAGGAAUGGCUGUAGGAUACGGCAUAGGUCGGUUUCCACGUCCACACUUCCAAUUCAACAGUCCACAAGAGGAGCACUACUACAACCACUACAUGCAGCGUCGCUACGGCGACAAAUCCACCGACCAAAACGACUACGGGAGGGACUACGCCUUCAAACCCCCGUCCAAGGCGCAGUCCUAUGAGAAGUACAUGGACUCCUGCAUGAACAGAACGGACCUCCUGCACGAGCGCGACACGAGAGUCAGCGCCGCAGAGAAACCCGGCACCGAGCGCAACGGCACCGGAACCGACCCCGAAGUCGCGGUGAGCGCUGGCGUCCAGGAGGCGAAGGAUGACGCGGUGAGCGUCACAGAGAUCGGCUACCCCGCCCUAAUCCAGCAGAUGAAGGCUCGGAGGUGCGUGGAGUUGUACAUGGUGUACUCCGAGGGCUUCCUGCAGAAACAGACGGGCGAGGCACCUCACGGCGGUCACGACCCGGCAAAGGCACCUCACAGCGGUCACGACCCGGCGGGGCGUCCUGGGCUGCCCGUCCUGCUCAGCGCCGCCAGCAUGGCGCUCGUUAGCAUCCUGUCGCUGCAGUAACGGAGAGAAUGUGAUGCUGCCUGGAAUGCCUGGAAUUCACCCUGCGUAACCUGUAUCCAAUCCAACUUUCUAUUAAGAGAUCGAACAGUCGAGGGUUAAGGGCCUCACCCCAGGGGCCCGUCAUGAGUGAUUUGUACUAAGUUUGGGAGCCUGAACCACAUAUAACCACGUGAUUACUGCAUGUUUUAGCCGAAGAGGAACCUGAAGCGCCGUUUCUUCUCCGCCACAUAUCGUCACCCGCGUCCUCACCGACCCCCCGCUCACGAUCCGUCUCCAGAAUCUUAUGCCUCGUUCACACUACACAAUAAGUGCCCUGGUUUUCCCUCACCGAGGCAAAUCGGCGUCACUCAGGGCUCAGAAAUCGGCUCUCGAUCCGCUCGCAGACUCAGGAAAAAAUAUCUAGCGGGCUAAAUAUCCGGACCUGUCGGCCUUCGAGCUCCAGCCAAUCAGAACGCAAGAAAUAAAGGAGCUUAUAAUCGUCAACAAGCAUAAACGGCGACAGUAAUAAAGUUUGUAUUAGAAUAUAUCAGCACACACACACACGAGUUUUACUUUAUUUGUAACCUUAUCGUCCACACCAAACCAUCGUACGCUUUCAUUAUAAUAAUAUUUAUUUAUUUAAUUUACUCUCUGCAGAACAGAGCAGCGACCCCUGCUGGCCGUGCUUCACCCCGACCUUUUUCGCUGCAUAUCAGCGCAUUAAGAGCUCGGAUCUCUCGCUUCUUCCUGCGGUGUCAUGAAACCUCUCGUCACUUCUCAGGUGUGUUUUUGGGAGAGCGGACAGACCCGUCUGUGAUUCCUCCAGGUGAUAGAUGGUGUAGUGUAGUGUGUGCCCCCCCCCCCCCCCCAUCACCCAUCAGUCGUGUAGUGUGAACGUAGCAUAAGCUGGAACACAAGCGCAGCUUCGUUUCUAACGGCGUGAUGUAUAGCUCUACUAACUAACAGCCUGAUGCUCGAUAUUAAGCGUAUUAAUGUAUUAAUGCUCCUUCAUACACAUCUGUGCACAUCUGGAAAACAUCUUUACACCUCUGUCCUUUUAAUCAUGUAUACAUGAUACAGAAAUGUAAAUAAAGAAAAAAAAUAGAAAUAAAAA
Messenger RNA from Trichomycterus rosablanca, 2999 nucleotides. It is a transcript of the gene prnpb, whose product is annotated as prion protein b. Gene Ontology annotation, cellular component: membrane. NCBI's taxonomy places the organism in Eukaryota, Metazoa, Chordata, Actinopteri, Siluriformes, Trichomycteridae. The transcript has 2 exons. Gene Ontology annotation, biological process: protein homooligomerization. The record is from RefSeq and is a predicted model, not a curated record. Bases 89 to 1906 code for a protein of 605 amino acids.